AAAAAAAAAACUCACACACAAAUACAGACAUAAACGUGAACUCCUCGAACACUAUGGAACUGAUAACUACCAAAAUAGUGGUGGCCAUACUAUUCGGCCUGGGACGGUUCUUUUUCGGCACGUUUCCCGUCAAGCUUUACCACUUCUUGAAGCGCUGGGAGGAAGAGGACGACUCGCCGAACUUCGUCAACGAGAAGAGGCAUCAUCAAGUUAAUUGUGCUCUGGCCCUAUGUCAGUCUUUCGGCGGCGGCGUCCUCUUCGCCACCUGUUUCCUGCACAUGAUGGUCGAAGUGUUCAAGUCCGUGGAGGAGAUCAAGAGACUCGAGGGCAUCAACACCGAGUAUCCGUUGAGCCAAGUGGUCGUGUGCACCGGCUUCUUCAUCAUCUACUUCCUGGAGGAAGUGUGCCACUGGUACAUAGCCAAGUUGCCGGCGGAACCUUGCGUCAAGAAGCCCAAGAACCACAACCUGGGCAACAGGACCAUAACGCCCCUGAUGACCAGCAAAAUAUCGCCCAGCAAACAGAAGGAGAACGUCUUCAUCAUAGACAACGAAAAGCCGGUGCGGGAGAACGAAGUCAACGAACCGAACGUCGAGACGUUCAGCAUCACCUCCAGCGUGGCCGAAGAGAAUCAGAAGAACAAGGAGCUAUGUCAGGAGGUGGCCAUUCCCGAGGUGGAAAGUGAACCGGAGGAAUGCGAGAAAAAGAACAAGUGUGACCUGGCCUGUGAAUUCGAGAAGAUCUUUCAGAGUGACGCGAAAACCCAGCAGCAGAUCAUGAGAUGCAUCCUAAUCGUAAUGGCUCUGUCGUUUCACGCUAUUUUCGAAGGUCUGGCCAUCGGUUUGCAAAACGAGGCGGCCACCAUCUGGUAUCUUUUCACCGCAGUCACCAUUCACUCGGCCACCAUUUUAUUUUGCAUGGGUUUAGAGUUACUCAUUGCGAAGACCAAGACGAAAAUAAUAGUGAUACAAAUGCUCAUUUUGGCUGCCACAAGUCCAUUUGGUGUUAUCUUGGGUCUUCUCAUUACAUUGAGUUCAGACAUGAAUAGUUCCAAGGCAAAGUCUGCCACUGUCGUGAUCUUAGAAGGUUUGUCGACUGGAACUAUACUUUAUAUUACUUUUUUCGAGAUAUUAAAUAGGGAGAAAGCUAGAAGGGUGUUCAGACUAUACAGAGGACUUUGCAUUUUAGGAGGAUUCAUAUUUAUGGCUUUGCUACAAUAUUACGAGCUCUCAGAAAUUAAAGAUAGUAAUUAGUUAAAUAAAAAAAUUGUUGAUGGAUUGAUGGACUGUGACCUGAGUACUUCAUAGUUCGCUAAAUACAAAAAAAUAGUACUGGCAAUAAUAGUGCGUACUAAUUAAUAUAAUAAAUUAAUAGACGUAUUAAUGUGUAGUAACAUUUUAAUUUAACAGUUACGAAACAGAAUGUGAUUAUUGAAAAUUUGUGACAUUUGAUAUAAUGAGUUAAUUAAAAAAAAAAAGAAUUUAUUCAUAUACAGUAUUUUUGUAAAUAUUAUUGUUCUCAAAUAUUAUGUGAGUUAUAAUAAAUAAAAAAAGUUUUUUUU
Molecule: messenger RNA, 1561 nt
Organism: Aethina tumida (small hive beetle)
Lineage: Eukaryota; Metazoa; Arthropoda; Insecta; Coleoptera; Nitidulidae
Exons: 1
Coding region: 54-1253 (399 amino acids)
Biological process (GO): zinc ion transmembrane transport
Cellular component (GO): plasma membrane
Molecular function (GO): zinc ion transmembrane transporter activity
Source: RefSeq, a predicted model, not a curated record